AAGGAACUACAGUUGCCGCCUUCCCGAGAGACAUCUGUCGCCCCAAUGAGUCAAACAAGUGGAGGUGAGGCUGGGUCGCCUCCCCCAGCUGUUGUUGCUGCUGGAUUUGCCUCUGAAGCAGGGAGUGUCUGCAUUAAAAAUGACCUGUAGUUCUCUGCUUCAUAGGUUAGAAACUUAUUUUAAUAUUUUUUGGCUACAGACAGUCCCACUCUUUUAAAAAAUAAAACAAAAUUACACAAAUAUUCUAAUUGGCACAAAAUGUUGAGUACAAACACAUAUUUGUUAAUGGGGUUAAUAUGUAUAUAUGGUCAAUUUGAAUUUGGUUAAAAGGAAAUACCAAAAUUAAACAAAACCAAUAAAGAUUGGAUUUAUGUGCAGCCAAAACACUUGUAAAUGUAGAUUUAAAAAAAAAAAAAAAAAAGACAUUUACAUCAGUUGCACAGCUGAAACAGCUUGUGCACUUUAAAUUGACCUGUGCUCAUAUUUGGCCUUUCUAUUGAUCAAAGCAUUUAAAUUCCAAAGCUUUCCAUAUAUGAAACUUUUUUUUUAUGGGAGCGAAACUUAAAUCAGAUACAAAAUAAUUUAAUUCCAUCGGGACUGCUGGCCAGUGCAGGAGAAAAUAUGUGUAUUUACUUUUGGAUUGUACACUGCAGAUGCUUCAUCUUCCUCCUCUUCCACCAUGGGCGGUGCUCGCAGCUCCUUUAUCACCACUUCCAGCCCUACAAUUUACUCUACCUCACUCACGGAUACCAAAGCUAUGCAAUUGGAGAAUUGCUCCUCAGCCGUGGGGGUAAGUAAACCAAGGGUAAGUGAACAGCUGUUAAACAGUAAUGCGGGCCAGCCACAGCAGUCCAUGCCAUUGAGAUGGACGGUCCUAAACAUUUCACCUCCACCAGAAGACUUGCUGGAUAACAGUCGCAUGUCCUGUCAAGAUGAGGGGGGUGGCUUGGACUCUGAGCAUAGUUGCAGCAUGUGGACUGAAGAUUCCACCUCCAACUUCAGCAACAUGAGCGCCCAUUCUUACAAUGAUAACACUGAAGUCCCACGUAAGUCACGCAAGCGUAACACGAAGCAGAGGCCUGGGGCAAAACGGCGGGAUUCUAAUAUGGACAUUUUUGAUGCUGACAGUGCCAAAGCUCCACACUACGUGCUCUCCCAACUCACCUCGGACAGCAAAGGCAACUGCCAGACUGGAAAUGGAGCAUUGGAGAACCAGAAGGUAGUGAAGAAGGGCUCACUUUUGUGUGAGCAAUACCCAAGUAAAUCUGAAGGAAAGGAACUCAAAAUAGUGGUGCAGCCGGAGACACAACACCGUGCCCGAUAUCUGACUGAAGGGAGCAGAGGCUCUGUGAAAGACAGGACACAACAGGGCUUUCCUACAGUAAAGCUGGAAGGUCAUAAUGAGUCUGUGGUUCUUCAAGUGUUUGUGGGUAAUGACUCUGGACGAGUAAAACCUCAUGGAUUCUACCAAGCCUGCAGGGUGACUGGUAGAAACACUACCCCAUGCAAAGAAGUGGACAUAGAGGGAACAACUGUCAUAGAGGUUAUGCUUGAUCCAAACAAUAUGAUGACUCUUGCGGUUGAUUGCGUUGGGAUCCUGAAACUGAGGAAUGCAGAUGUAGAAGCACGUAUAGGACUUGCUGGUUCUAAGAAAAAAAGCACUCGUGCUAGGCUUGUGUUUCGGGUAAACAUCACCCGGAAAGAUGGUUCUGUUUUGACACUACAAACAACCUCCUCCCCCAUUCUUUGCACCCAACCUGCUGGAGUCCCUGAGAUUUUAAAGAAGAGCUUGCACAUCUGUUCAGUGAAAGGGGAAGAAGAAUUAUUCUUGAUUGGCAAAAAUUUUCUCAAAGGGGCAAAAGUUAUUUUCCAGGAGAACAUCUCAGAUGAUACUUCUUGGAAAGCAGAAGCUGAAAUUGACAUGGAAUUGUUUCAUCAGAAUCAUCUUGUUGUAAAAGUGCCACCAUAUCAUGACCAGCAUAUUACUACUCCUGUUUCUGUUGUGAUAUUCAUAGUUACAAAUGCAGGGCGAUCACAUGAAGUGCAGCCAUUCACCUACACCCCAGACCCGUCCAUUCCUGUAAAUCUUCUUGUAAAGAAAGAGGUACCCAGCCCAACACAAUCAUGUACUUUUGAAGAAUCUAUGAAAGCACCAAAUCCAUCUGGCGGAAACCUUGAGCAAGCUAAUUUACUUCCAAGUUCACGGGGAUCUCCAAUCAAAUCAAGCAGUAUAAUCAAAAACGAAGAUGCCCCUAUGGAGCUCCUCACAGGAGAGCAAAGAUCCUCGCCUGCAUAUAAAGCUUCUAAGGUUGUUGCAUCAGGUCAACAAAAUCCUGAAAAUCCAACAAGCAGUGGGUCAUUUUCACCAUCUGUAUCCCAUCUGACUCCUGACAGUGAUCAUCAGACUGCAGUAGAAGUACAAAUGUUUAAUACAGAACCUCUGUCCACCAUUCAGACACAAGAUAUUUCACAGACGACGAGUAGCUUUCAAGCUGUUACACCUUCCAACCAGUGUCAGAGUAGUGAUUCCAUAAUGCAACAGGGAUCACAAUUUCAAGCAAUGGAUGGACAAUCCAUAGACACAGUACAAUCAGACAGAGCCAUUGUCACACUUUCACAGAUGACUGAAGCCGCACAACAGUCUCAACAACCAACAAUGCAGGAACAAGCACAAACAUUACAACAGAUUUCCUCCAAUAUGUUCUCAUCGUCAAACAGUGUUAACCAGUUGCAAAACACCAUGCACCAACUGCAGACUGGUAACUUUCAGUCUAGUGUCAGUGGAAGUAGCUCAGAUGUAAAUUUGGUUCAUGUCCUGGAAGCUCAACAGCAGUUGUCUUGUGUGCUGUUCCCUGGGCAAGGUACCAGUGAAAACAAACAACCAUCAGUGGGUCAAGUUCAGGAACAACUUAAUGCAGGGAUAUUUCAACCAGUCAAUUCAAUCCAGAACACUGCAAAUACUGGUUUAUAUAACACCUCUGAAUCUGUUCUUUCCAGAUCUGAAAAUGUACUUUCUGGCAGAUCUGAUAACAUCCUACAACAGACUGAUAAUGCCUUGUCAAAUCAGCAGCAGCAAGCUAUGGAAACCACAGCUGCCCUUGUCAUGGAGAUGCAGCAAAGUAUUCAUCAGACACAAGGUUCCAUUCAGUCUGAGCUUUUUCAGCCGCAGAACUCCAGCUCAGGAGGCAUCCAGUCUCCUGUGUACCAACAAGCCCCCCAUUUAAUUAGUGGGCUUUCGGCAAAUGAAGAAAUUCAGAUGCAGUGUGAAAUGUUCCCUAACACAAAUGUCUCUGGGAAUGAAGGGAAUACAGGUCAGCAGCAGGUGUCUGCUCCUGGCUCCCAUAUGUUCCAACCUUCUACCUCUGUGGAGAAUGACAGUGCUGCAGCCCAGGCAGAACAAAUGCAGCAGUUCCAAACCAUAGUGCAGAUGCAGCACAGUGGCGAAAGCCAAGCUCAAGUAAACCUCUUCUCAUCAGCAGAAGAUAUGAUUGGUGUUCAGACUGGUGGGAACCAGCAACAAGGAAAUGGACUAUUCCAGCAGGCGGGGGAUAUGAUCUCUCUACAGCCAGGUAGCUUCAUGCAACAGUCUUCUCACUCCCAUUCUCCACUCUACCACAACCAGAAUACCAUAGGAGACAACCAGAACAUGAGCCAGGAUUCUCAGCGGUCACUGUUUCAUACAAACAAUCCUAUGAUACAACAUCAGAAUUCUACACCACAAGAACAAUUGCAUUCUCCUUUGUACCAUGCACAGACCACAAUGUCUGUAAUGCAAGGCUCCUCUGUCCCAGCAGAACAGUCUCCUCCUAACCUUUUCCUUGCUCAGGGUGCCAUGAGCUCCCUACAAAGCAGUUCUGUGCCUCAAGACAAGCAACUAUCAUUUUUUGCAGGUCAGAAUUCUCUUACACAGAUCCAGACUGCUUCAAGUGCAGAGCAGCAAGCAGCUUUCCAACAGCAAGCCCAGCUCUCCCACAUGCAGAGUUCCAUGAUAUCUCAGGAACCACAGCAGCAGUCUUCACAAAACAUGUUUCCAACACAGAAUCAACAAACUAAUUCAAUAUUCCAAGCAACUCAAUCCAUGGUUGGAAUCCAGAACAGCUCCACUCAACAUGAUCAGACUCAAACCCUUCUUUAUAAUGCACAGAAUACAAUGGCAAACAUGGGCUCACAGGAACAACAACAAAAUAUGAUGUACAGUUCUAGCCAGGAGCAGUCAAUGGCCACCCAAGAGCAGCAGAACCAAGCUCUGUUUCACUCACAGAAAAUGGAGUUCCAAGCCCAGAGCCCUAUUUCUUCUCAUCAUGAACAGCAGCAGUCUCCCAUGUACCACAAUUCUCCCCAGCUCCAGAUGGUCCAGGCAUCCCCCACCUCCCCAGAACAGGUGACACUAUUCAUGUCGUCUGCCUCAAUGACAGCCCUACAGAAUAGUAUAAGUCAACAGGAACUGCAGCAGGCGAGCAUAUACUCACAGACUAUGCAGGGCAGCUCGCCUCCAUCUCAGCAGCAGGCUGCUAUGUUCCACUCCACAGGUGGAGCUAUGAACCAAAUGCAGAAUCCGCCAGCGUCUCCACAGUCAUCAGGAAUGUUUCUGUUUGGAAUUCAGAACAAUUGCAGUCAGUUGAUGUCUUCUGCGCCUGGAUCCUUGCAAGAACAGAUGAUGGCUUUGAGUCAGACAGGGCAGAAUCAAGGAGAUGCACAGUCUGUUAGCACACUUCUAUCUCAGCAAAUGACAGAGACAUCAUCAAUAACGUCAGAUCAGAACAUGGAGAAGAUCACUGACUUGUUAGAAUCUCUGCAGAAUCAAGGAAACAGUAUCUCUGGUUCUUUUUAACAGAAUCCACAAGAGGUCUACAGUGAUGGGGAUUGUAAAGACUGACAAUAUAGAACUGUGUUGUCAUGUCAGCCAUGGUCCAAAAAGGAUUGAAGUGUCGUGUCUUCUGGGCUCUUUGUCAUAUUUCGUGACCAAAGCCACAAAGCUAUUGGAACGUUGCACUCCAGAAAGCAAUAGACAGAGCUUUGCUUCAAUGACCGCAGUUGUGAUGUUUACCUUUUAUUUAGUAAUUGUCCACAUAAAUCUGUUAUGUGUAGGUGUAUGUAUAAAUAUAUGUAUAUAAUAUAUAUAUAUUUUUCCCUCUGUUCUUCUCUGAAGGAAUACAUUUUCUUGCCCAUAUAAGCUGUGACGAUGAGCUCAGCAGUGGGGGAUUCUCGCUUUGUGUCUGCCACAUGAGCUCCGUGCGACAGCACAUUGUUGUUCUCAUAGCUGCUGCGGUAGUAUUACAAGUGGUCAAUGAAAUGUUUGUACAAAAGUGCAGAGUUCUAACCAAGGCUGCUGGUGGCUACAAGAGACAUGACUCUGGCAGUCCUGUCUCUGAUGAUUAAUUACAGAAAAGCACCUGUUAACACAGUCUCUGCGGUGCACUGCUGCAGAAGUAUUGCGGGACGUUCUAGCUGCAGAAGUGUGUAUGCAUAUAUUGGAUGUGUUUUAGUGACUGCUUUGCUUUCAAUUGAUUCUUUUAAUCCCCUUUUAAUUGAUUGUAUCGUCAAUUUUAACUGGAUUUUUUUUCCGCUGUACCUAGUGUCCGGUCACACCGCAUUUAAAUUUUAAGUAAAUCAACAUGCGGACACAGUGGCCCAAAAUUCACAGUCCUCUUUGGCCUCACAAGUUCCUGAGCUGUUUUGUGUAGCGGAUUCAAUACUGAGGUACACUCCUUUCACUAUUCUUUUGUGAAUUGGCAGCAUAAAAUAAUAUUGGAACUGGUGAGGCUAAAGAGGGUUGUUAGUGAAUUUUGCCCAGCAAGCUUCCUCAUAUUGAGCCAUGUAGAUAUUUUUUUCCUCCCCGCUUUGUGUAUAAAUGUGUUUUUCAUUACUUUGUGUUUUUACUAAAUCUCUCUUAAUGAGAUAUUGGUAAGCAGUUCCAGUGGUGCAGAUAUGAAGGGAACUUUUUUUUCCUCAGAGGCCUGUCCCAGGUCAUGUCAUUUUGAAUACAGUUUUCAAUCAUUCAAGUUUUUUUUGGAUGGUUUAUAUCUGAGUGUAUUUUCUUUUUUUCUUUUCUUAAAGCUAUAUUUUAUAUCUAGGAAACGUGUAUUUUUUUGCUCUAUACACUGAUCAAGUGCAUUAGCAGAAGUAUAUAAUUAUAUACAAAUUUAUAUAUAAAUAUUAUACAGAAGAUAUUAUUUUGCACACCUUUUGUGGCAAGUCAUGUGAGUCAUUUUCUCUGUGCUCCCUUUAAGAAGAGUGCAGAUUAAGAAUGGGAACUGUGCUGGUUUGAAGGAACAGUUUUCACAAUCUACAGAGAUGUUACCUUAAAAUAUUUUUGUACAUCCAUAUCUCCCAGCCAAAUAUAGUGUUGAUAAUCUACUGUAGGCAGAAUCCUUUGUUUCAGAGUAAGCUCUUCUUUUCUAUUAACAGCUAUGUCACAUCUCUUUCAGAAUACUGUACUUUCCAGCUUCUACUCUUAAUAUAAAAAAAACCUUGCUUGUUCGAUUUGUUUUAGUAUUACAAUACUGAAAUUAUUAUAAGCUGACCACAAGUAAGCACUACUUGCCUAUUUUGGCAACUUCGUACCCCAUCUGUACUUAUGUUUAUACAAAAUGUUUCUAUCAUAUAUUGAAUGCAUAAGGCUAAUAGAUAAAGGGGAUAAAAGACCACAUUUUUUUGGCCUUUACCUCUUAAAGGGACAUUAAAUACCUUUGUUUUAAUAUAAAAUAUUUAAUUAUAUGUAGUUUAAAAAAAAAAGCUUUGUGAUAUACUUUUUAUUUAUUUUACACACUUUACAUGUAAUUUCGUUCAGGAUUUUUCCUGUUAAGUGUAAGGGCAGACUUUAGACUUAACACUGCUAUAUUCUACACAGUCAUUAGCUGCAGAUUUAAGUGACCGAUUUGUAACAUACCUAAUUUGCCUCAGCUGAGAAGGAAACCUAGGUUACAACAUGGUGGAGCCUAUUGUUUUAUGGACACUAUUUUAUAUUUUUUUUUAAUAUUUCAACUACUAAUAUAAUUUUAAAUUUAAGACAUUGCAUAUUAUCAGGCUAAUGUUUGAUAUAGUUAUAUAGUGUGUUUAAUGUCCCUUUUAAUUAGACAUAUGUUUCAGUUCUGUGUGUAAGGACUUCGUUUCUACCGGCUAAUAUAGUAGUUAAUCUAGUUUUGUCCGUGUGUAUGUGAAGCUUUACACAGGUAAGCCUUAAUUCUGUUACCUAUAUAAGAAAAAAAGUUUAUCAGAAAAUUUGGAAAUGACCAAAUACAUUUUUGCCAGAAUAUUUGCUAAAAUAAACAGACUAAAUUUGAAAUGGUUUUGUGGUAUUCAGAAAAGAGGUUUGUGAUGUUGAGAGAAGAUGGUCUCACUUUUCACUAAAACUCAGUAAGAAUUACUGAAUAAAAGUAUAUUUUAUAUAUAUAUAUUGAGGUAUUUGUUUUACAAAUCUGUUUUUAAAAUGUUUUAUACUUCAUGGACAGAGUUUAAGAAAAAAAAAGGCACACAAUAUAGUUAUGAAGUAUCCAUUAACCUCUCACCUAUGUGUGAACCAGCUUCUAAUGUAAAUAGGUUAGUUCUCCAAUUCCAAUAAAAGUAGACCUUAGCCUGUCAAGUGUAUUAUUGGUAGAGCACCGGUGAAAAGUAUGGAUAUUAUAUUCAUGGUUAGAGGAUAAUUUCUCACUGGCAGAUUAGAGUAGUUUUAUUUGCCAUUUUCCCCCAAAUAAUAGAUCUACAAAUGGUUCACUUUUAGCAGUUUCUGGGCUUGCCCAGAAUAUUAUAUUUAUGCUAAAUCUAGUAACAAAGUGUUUGUCAUAUACCACCUUUUCAUUAAAUAGUGUAAAAGCAGAUGCCUUAAUUGAGGGUUCUCAACCUUUGCAUGGUAUAAACCAACCCUCCAAUCCGCAGCAGGAUGAGCACAGGUGGUUAAUUUUUCUGGCUUCUAGUUCUAUGUGUCUUGCUAUCCGGCUCUUCAUGCUAAAGCUCUUGUUUAGUUAACUUGAGACUGCUGCAUGUCCAAGGGUGCAGCCAGUCUGGGACCAAGCUGGUUGAAGAAAAAAAUCACUUUAUUUUUUUAAGUGUGUUUUUGACCAGGUGUGUUCAGAAUAAAGGGCCAGAGGACCCUUGCUGUAAGAUGCAUAAAAAGGAUUCUGGGACUAAGGCUCAGAUCAGCAGCAGGCGCUACCAAGAAAGAACUUUAGAAUCUGCUCCAAGAAUCGCGGCCCACACCUAUAUCAAUCUGGUUUGUUGUAGCACUUUUAAGACAGAAGUGUUAUGGAGUCUUCUUAAAAAAAUUUAAAGGGACAUUAAACUAAUUUCUACAUAAAUGAAUAAUUGUAAUGUAUAUUCAUUAUUUAAAAUGUUUAGGUUGCUUUUGCCUCACACUCUAGAGAGGUUAGUGAUUAGCCAUAGUUUAGGGUUUAAGGUUAUUUUUGUACUGCAAAAUUUUACUUAUUGCACUAAGACAAUUUCAUGUUUUCACAACAUUUCUUUUGUAAGCAGGUAGUUAAAUGCAAAUAUAAGCUAUACAUAUAUAGUAUUUAAUAGAGAUCUGCAUUCAGAUGCUGCUCAGCUGUUUGUGUUGCCAAAUUCAUUCUUGUGCAACAGCAAGACACUAAAAUCUAGAUUUGCACAGAUUUCAGCGUGUUGCUGUUGCAGACGAAUGAAUUCGGCAACGGUAAUAGCCAAGAGGCAUUCGGGGGUUCACCAAACCUCUGCAUGCACAUCUCUAGUAUUGUGCCUUUUUGUGUAUUCUUUAUAGCCUUCGAACUAGAAUUUUGCAUUAACAUUAGUUCAUUCACAACAUUAUUUGUAUUCUCUCCAGGAGGUUGUGGCUAAUACAUCCCAUACAACCACUGAUUUGAUUAAAUGCGACUUUCUUUACAUACAUUCUGGACAUCUAGAACAGAUAAUGGUUUUAUAAAUCUUAGAGGUGUUUGUUUACCACUGUAAAUGUUGUUGCAUCUUAAAGGAGUUGUUACUAAAAUAAAGCAUAUUAGUUUUCCCUCCCCCUAAAUAAACUUAGAGAUUAUGGUGCAGGUUACUACUGGCAACAACGUGAACACAGCACUUUUUAAAUUUGAAGUGAAGCUAAAUUAUGUAAAGGUUUAACUUUUUUUUAUACAAUUAUUUUAUAUUUACAGAGCUAAUUCAUAACACUGCAAUGUCAAUGCUUCCCAUACAUAACACAUUUGGAUUACACUAUAAAAUAUGUUCUCCUUGUAUAUUUCCUUGUCAGAAACCUUCUGAUCUUCCGCAAAAUAUUUUAUUUUAUACAGUAUGUAUAUAUAAUAUUUCUUGGCUUCAAUUUAACUUUCAUGCAUUUUAAUUCCUGCUCUAUUAUAUGCAUACAAAUAAAUUACUUUGACGUCCCUUUAAAUACAACAAUGCAAUAGAAAGCAAAGUUUUAGGGUUAAGGAAAGUGUAAAUAUUUUUUUUUUUUCUUUUCCAAAUUAUCACUAAGUAUAUAAAAAUAUCUUCAGCAAAGGUUUAUUAAUUCCUUAGGAGCAGAUUCUGGAACUGACCAGUUGAUCGUCUGCAGCUUUAGAGCCUUCCACUUUGUUCUCUGAGCGAGCAGUGCACAUGUUCUGUUAAAGGGGUAAUGACAGCUUUUAUACCAGCAACACAGAAGCUUGUUAUGUUAAGGGGCAGAAGUGUUUUUAGCAAUCUUGUAAUAACGUGUUAAAUAUUAAACAAAGAUAUUUUGCUUCUAUUGGGACAUUUGUAUACUCUUUGCAAUUAUAUUUCUGUAAACAGCUGAAAUAAAUAAAGUAUUGAAAGUUUUCA
Bombina bombina (fire-bellied toad) is the source of this 9753-nucleotide messenger RNA. It is a transcript of the gene NFAT5, whose product is annotated as nuclear factor of activated T cells 5. Gene Ontology annotation, biological process: regulation of transcription by RNA polymerase II; calcineurin-NFAT signaling cascade; cytokine production. Bases 680 to 4831 code for a protein of 1383 amino acids. The record is from RefSeq and is a predicted model, not a curated record. Lineage: Eukaryota; Metazoa; Chordata; Amphibia; Anura; Bombinatoridae. The transcript has 13 exons. Gene Ontology annotation, cellular component: transcription regulator complex. Gene Ontology annotation, molecular function: DNA-binding transcription factor activity, RNA polymerase II-specific; RNA polymerase II cis-regulatory region sequence-specific DNA binding; transcription factor binding.